This is a messenger RNA of Ciona intestinalis (vase tunicate), 766 nucleotides long. RefSeq lists its product as uncharacterized. The record is from RefSeq and is a predicted model, not a curated record. Lineage: Eukaryota; Metazoa; Chordata; Ascidiacea; Phlebobranchia; Cionidae.
UGUUUUCAAUAUGAUGUCACCAUGCUGCUGUUUGAACUGAGGUAGACAUAUUUAAAAAUAUAAACUGAAUGCUGCUGGUAAUUUAUCAUGCCGCGUCGGAAAGCGAACUACAGUCGUAGCGGCGAAGCAAGUAACAGUAGUGAUAUUGCCCCCUCGCCAAGAACGGGCAGGCCUCCAAGAAAGGGAACGCAGCAGCGUCGAAAAAGGAAAGAGGAAACAUCCGGCGAUACUGACUCUGACGAUGGCGGAGAUGUAACUGAAGACUUUCCAUUUGGGAGUGGUCAAAACAGACACACAACUGGGAUUUUUUGCAAAAGACACAUCGGCAACCUUAGGCACCAACCAAGCUCCCAGCCACGAAUUCGAACUCUGUAUUCCCGAUUUCCAAGCAGUCUCCUUCAAGAAGCAAUGUUGCAUAUUCUAUCAACUGUUGCCAUCUAUUUCGCAAUAUUUCCGUUUAUAAACUGCGUAUGGACAUAUUUUAUCAAUAUGGACGAUGAAGUAACAGUUUUAUUUAACUUCAUUUCUCAAGAACCAACAAAUGAGCGAGGGUUUUAUGGUCACGUGCGUAAGAUGCGCUGGAUGACGUGGCCAAGCUUCACGGCGGAAUGCGUUUCGUUACUAAUUGCGUCAUCAAUUAAGGACACGUUUUUCUUUCACUGGGAAAGACUAACAGAUGACGUAUCACUGACAGAUUUGGUUACUCAACAUAUUAAACGGAGAUACAGAAGAUAAUUUAUUAAAAGCAACAUAUGCGUGUGUUCAA